AUGCCUGUUUCAAAGGCGACCAAGAAGUUCCAAAAGGACAAGCUCGGCGAUGUCAUCAAGCGUCGCAAAGAUGUCGCCAAAAUCAAGCAGAGGAAGCAAAUGGACACCAAGAAGAAGGAGCGCAAGGCCAGAGACAAUGCGCGCGCCGACGACCUCGAUGAUGACGCCAGCAAGAAGCCAAAGACCAACGGAGCUACCGACGACAAGCUUGGCGAAAUGUCCAUGGACCAAUUCUUCCAGGGCGGCUUCCAGAUACCCGAGAUGAGCAAGAAAAAGACCAAGCCCAAGACUGGCAAGCGAAAACGGACGCCAGUCGACGAGGAUGCCGAUGAGGGCUCAGAUGAGGAAAUGGGGGAUGCUUCAGUAGGCGCUGACGAGUCGGCAUCGGACAGCGACUCGGGUGACGAUAUGGAUGCGCACAAGGAACAGCUUGCCGGACUGGCAGAGAAGGACCCAGAGUUCUACAAAUACCUCCAGGAGAACGACGCAGAGCUUUUGGACUUUGCCGAGGAUGCCGACCUCGCAGAGAUUGAUGCUCUUUCAGCCAGUGAAGAUGAGGCCACCCCAAGAAAGAAGAAAAAGGUCGACGUAGAGGAGAAAGACACUGGCAAUGAGCUCACAAUCAAGACUGUGCAAAAGUGGAAGGCUUCGAUAGAGUCCAAGCACUCUCUGCGUGCCAUGAAGGAGGUUGUGCUAGCUUUCCGCUCUGCCGCACAUAUGAACGACGAAGACGGCGGAAAGAACUACAAGUACUCCAUCACUGAUGCGAAUGUAUACCACCAAAUCCAGGUAACUGCGCUUCAACUGGUACCCAAGGUGCUACAGCAUCAUUUGCCGGUCAAGGAGAGUGCCGGAGGUAGAAUCCGUGUACCUACCGAUUCGAAAAAGUUCCGCACCUUCACACCAUUGCUCAAGUCGCACGCCGUCUCGAUACAUCACUCACUUGAGAACCUAUCCGAUGCGAAGACAAUACAGAUGACGCUUGAAUCUCUGGAAUGCCUCCUACCAUACAUUCUCUCGUUCAAAAAGAUUGUCCGUGAGGUGAUUGCCUCUGUUGCAUCCGUCUGGGCAGACAGUGCGAACAAGGACGAAGCCAGAUUGUCGGCCUUCCUCGUACUGCGACGGCUGGUAGUCAUCGCAGACCCAAGUAUCCGCGAGACUGUCCUGAAGCAAACGUACCAAGGUCUCGUCAAGGGUGCAAGAAACACCACAGUCCACAACGUUGAGGGCAUCAACCUCAUGAAGAACACUGCCUGUGAGCUGUGGGGAAUCGACCCAACAGUCGGCUACACAUCAGGCUUUGGCUUCAUCCGCCAACUCGCCGUCCAUCUACGUACUAGCAUCACGAACAAGACCAAGGACUCAUACAAGACCGUCUACAACUGGCAAUACGUCCACUCACUAGACUUCUGGUCCCGCGUCAUCUCCCUCCACUGCGAGUCUCUCCACGAAGCAGAAUCCGGCAAACCCUCGCCGCUCCGUCCUCUCAUCUACCCCGUCGUCCAAGUCACCCUCGGCGCCAUGCGUCUGAUACCAACAUCGCAAUACUUCCCCCUACGCUUCCAGCUUGUCCGCUCCCUCCUCCGCAUCGCGCAAGCAACAUCGACCUACAUCCCGCUCGCGCCCGCCCUAGUCGAAGUCCUCAACUCGGCCGAAAUGAAGAAACCCCCCAAACCCAGCACCCUCAAAGCCCUCGACUUCUCCACAAACAUCCGCGCCACAAGCGCCUAUCUCCGCACGCGCGUCUACCAAGAUGGCGUCGGUGAACAAGUCGCCGAACUACUCGCGGAAUUCUUCGUUCUCUGGACAAAGAAUAUCGCGUUUCCUGAACUCGCCCUCCCCGUUACCGUCAUGUUGCGUCGCUGGAUCAAGGCCACGACGAAGAAGAGCAGUGGGAAUAAGAAUACAAAGGUUUCCUCGCUUAUCUCGCUGCUCGUGCAGAAACUAGAGGCGAACACUCGUUGGGUUGAGGAGAAGAGGUCGAAAGUCGAUUUUGCACCCAAUAACCGCGCGGGCGUUGAGGGCUUUCUCAAGGAUGUGGAGUGGGAUAAGAGUCCCCUCGGUGCUUUUGUCGCUGGCCAGAGGAAGAGUAGGGCGGCUAAGGCGAAGAUGCUGGAUGAGGCGAGGAAAAUGGAGGAUCGGAAGAGGGAGGAGGCUGAGGCGGAGAAGAGGGGUGGGAAGGCAACGAGAGAGGAGUUUGGAGAAGCGGAUAGUGAGAGUGAGGAGGAUGGUGAGGAGAGUGAGGUCGAUGAGGAGGAUAUGGAGAUUGAUAUGGAGGACUUGAGUGAGGGGGAUUUGGAGAUGGGGGGAAGUGAGGACGAGGAAGAUGAUUAG
Messenger RNA from Pyrenophora tritici-repentis Pt-1C-BFP, 2334 nucleotides. Its product is annotated as Noc2 multi-domain protein. The record is from RefSeq and is a predicted model, not a curated record. Gene Ontology annotation, biological process: ribosomal large subunit biogenesis. Gene Ontology annotation, cellular component: Noc2p-Noc3p complex; nucleolus; Noc1p-Noc2p complex. Lineage: Eukaryota; Fungi; Ascomycota; Dothideomycetes; Pleosporales; Pleosporaceae.